Anisakis simplex (herring worm) is the source of this 1083-nucleotide messenger RNA. The record is from the annotation of a GenBank genome assembly. NCBI's taxonomy places the organism in Eukaryota, Metazoa, Nematoda, Chromadorea, Rhabditida, Anisakidae.
AUGACAAAUAACGAUCAAAGCAGAAAGCCAGCAAAGCCGUAUCUCAGAAAAGGUUCCGGUGCGACAGGUCGCCUAAUGAGCAAAAUAAACUAUCCAACGUUAACGAGGACUAGGUCACGACAGUCGCAUAGCAGUGUGAACAACGCUCAGAGCUCAAUGCAAGAUGGCGCCGACAGCAAUCUAAGGCUGCUAGCGGAUCUCGACUGUGAAUCGGCAAAUACUAUCAAUCGCAAUCAAUGGCCGGAAUUGAGCACUCGAUCGAAUAAUAACAUUAACAAUUUUGCACGAAGCAGUUCAAGUUCACCCGCACAGGAUCAACAGCCCGGUUCAAGCCGUCCGUUAACAGGAACAACCGACAGCGGAUGCCCCGAGGACCCGUUAUAUUUGCUCAGUCCUGCACUGACCGAGCAUUUGGCUUCCGUAGUUCGAGACGUGACCACAGAUGCGGAUGUCGAUAGUAGUAUGUGUUCACCGAUAACAUACAGUGAUGAAGGAAGACUUGCUCGCGAUCUGACGACACAUUCAGUGAUUUAUGAUGUGAGCGAUUAUUCUGCGUCUGCGAUCUCGACUUCUGGUAUCGGUCGGGUGACUCCGUCGAAAGGAGAGCUGUCCGAUGGACGAGUCGUUGGUGAUUCCUCAGAACAAGGUGGCAGCACGCCGUCAGUUGUAGCCGACGUGAGCACGAUUCAUGCGUCCAGUAUAGGUCCCGUAACCACCACGACAACGGCUGCUCUUCCAUCCAAAACGCGAAAGUUGGAAGCAGUCUCAGGAAAACAACGAACUGAAAGCUGUGCACUGAAUCGUGAAAUAGCCGUGAUUCUGCCACCAGUUCAGAGCAGUAAGCAGUUAAAACAGUACUCAAAAGGAGUGCGGAUGCCGAAAGCGGUGAAUUUAUCGCUGGGUGAAUCAACGGCUGAAUUCGAGCAUUUAGAAGCGAGAGUGCAUGAGAUGUUGGCCAGUGAAGGGGUUGAUGGUGAGUGGCCUGCAAGCAGCGAUACAUCGCAUAACACCGACGGAACUCGUUCGAAACAUUGGAGAUCUGUGAUCGCUGAUUUCAGACAGGAGGCACUCAAGAAUAAUGUU